AUGAGAAGCGAGAAACAGGGAAUUCCAGGCACCAAAAUAACGAGGUCGACGCCCCCAUCCGGACCCGAGGGGCAGUUUCCGGUUCGGUGUCCUGACCACCGUCCCUCCUGGCGUCGCGAGGGGAACGCCGCACAUCCAGACCCGAAGUGCGUGCUCCGAGCCCACGGAACCAAAGCGAGACGAGCAGCCCUCCCGGGCCCUGCGCCCCACUGCGGGGUCAUCCACGCCCGCGAGGCCGGACCCGAGAACCGCGCGGUGCCCUGCGCGCCCCUGGGGCGCAGCCACGGAGCACCUUGGCGCGCGGGCGGAAACCGCCACCCCGGGACCCCGGGGGCUCCCCACGUGUGGGCAGUGUCUCCCCUGCCCAGUCCGAGCUCCGGCUGCAGCGAUGGCGGCGACGGAGGCGGCGCGUCUGAGUCACCUGUGGGGCUUUUUACAACUCCACAGCCCCCUCCCCACACCCCGGUUCACUCGUCCGGAGGAAGAGGAAGGCAGUCUCCGUACACGCAGGGCGAGGUGGCCCGGCGGUGGAGUUUUCAAAAGCCCUACAGCUUCCCCUUACGUGCGCCACCCCACAAGCUUUGCCGAGGGCCCCGAAGUCUCGGAGCCCCGCGGGACAGUCAGACGUCAGGAGAAGUGUCCCCCGCGCUUCGCACCUCUUACGCUGCCUGCAGCGCGCACUGGACACCAAAGAGCCAAGGCUGUGAAUAUAAUCACAUAAAGGUGAGAGAGGAAAACUUAACACACAGAGGCAAAGCCGUGAAGAUGCUGGCCUUGAAGACUGGAGUGAAUGAUGUAGCCCCAAGCCGAGGGAUGUCGGCAGCCACAAGAAACUGGGAGAAAUACAGAGAAGAUUCUUUCCGGUGGGCCUCCAGUGGGAGUGUGACCCUGUGACAUACUGAUUUCUGCAUCACAAUGCUGAUAUUUUACUUUGGACCUCCACAAUUGCAAGGAAUAAAUUUCCAUA
Molecule: messenger RNA, 967 nt
Organism: Chinchilla lanigera (long-tailed chinchilla)
Lineage: Eukaryota; Metazoa; Chordata; Mammalia; Rodentia; Chinchillidae
Exons: 4
Coding region: 1-894 (297 amino acids)
Source: RefSeq, a predicted model, not a curated record